AUGCAGCUCAAGAGCCUCUUCGUCAUCUUGGCCACUAGCCUCAUGUCCAUGGUCGCGGCCGACGCCUUAGGCGAUGAGACCACAACGAGCACCUCCACAAUGACCAAGACGGUCACCAUCACCUCUUGCAAUCCCACCGUCACCGAUUGCCCGGCUCGCACUUCCACCUCGGCCCCGGUAUAUCCCUUGUCGAACUCGACCUCCUCCGCCGGCCCUACCGCCUACAGCAACUCUACCAGCAGCUUUGUCAUCUACACGUCCUCGCCUGCGCCAACUGGGACUCCAGGUGGAUCGUCCACCCCAACUAAGUCGACGACAGCCACUUCGUCGCUCGCGACUGGCGGUGCUGGCAGUCUCUUUGUCCAGUCUGGACUUUUGCUCAGUGUUCUAGGCGCCGGGGUGGCUUUCCUGGCAUAA
Molecule: messenger RNA, 417 nt
Organism: Lasiosphaeria miniovina
Lineage: Eukaryota; Fungi; Ascomycota; Sordariomycetes; Sordariales; Lasiosphaeriaceae
Exons: 1
Coding region: 1-417 (138 amino acids)
Source: RefSeq, a predicted model, not a curated record